Molecule: messenger RNA, 1635 nt
Organism: Botrytis deweyae
Lineage: Eukaryota; Fungi; Ascomycota; Leotiomycetes; Helotiales; Sclerotiniaceae
Exons: 3
Coding region: 1-1635 (544 amino acids)
Biological process (GO): ribosome biogenesis
Cellular component (GO): Noc4p-Nop14p complex; small-subunit processome; nucleolus
Source: RefSeq, a predicted model, not a curated record
AUGCCUGGCGCAAUUAUUGAUUCGAAACGCCCUUCAAAAAGGAAGAGAGCUGUGUCAGAAAAAGGGCCUUCAAAACGGGCACGAUCCGAGGAUAGUGAAGAAGAUCCACAGGCGCAAAUUCUCCUCCUAGAGAGCGAAAUCUUCGAGUCGAAGAAGCAUUAUAACAACAUUGCAAGGCUAAUUGGCAUUGCACGAGAUGAUUCUGAAGGUGCCGAUGCGUCAAUUCUCGCCGCGGUAUCGUUAUGCCGGGUUUUCACGAAAUUGAUAGUAGUUGGGGGUUUACAGAAAACCAAAGAGACUGCUGUGAAGGACGCGACUGUGAUCCAAUGGCUCAAGGAAAGAUACUCAGAAUACAAGAUUAUCCUUCUUGAUAUGUUGAGCCAAGAAGAUACCGCAUCCACGGGAUUAACUCUUUGCAUGAGAAUGUUGAAGAUUGAAGGGCAGCAUCUGCGAAACGGUCAGGAUUAUUGUUUUCCUACAGGCCUUCUUACGGAUAUGGUUCAGGUUCUCAUUCGUCCUGGGAGUGAUAGCAUUGCUAGGAAAGAGUUCAGUGACAAGUUUGUUGAGGAAUACGAUGAUGUUAGAUUUUACACACUUGAAGCUAUAGAAAAACUGGUUACGGCCCCCGAAUCUAGAAAAUUGGGCAAUGAUUCAUUUGAUACCGUCUAUGAGAUUUUAACAUCGAUAUCAUCAGUCCCUGAAUCUAAGGACGAACUCGAAGAUUUUUACAUUCCCGCACCGAAGAAAAAGUCGCACGCACUCUACUCCUUAACGGAACAUAAGAAGCGAGCGCAAGGAGCAUGGUUAGCUGUGAUGAAUAUGGAGAUGGUAAAAGAAAGAAGGAAAAUGAUCCUUUCGAAAAUUACCGAUUUCAUUGCGCCAUGGUUUACCAAACCCGAACUUUUAAUGGACUUCCUGACCGACUCAUACAAUUCUGGGGGAUCAACGUCGUUGCUAUCACUCUCUGGUGUCUUUUAUCUCAUCCAAGAGAAGAAUCUAGACUACCCAUCGUUCUAUAGAAAGCUUUAUUCGCUGCUAGACACGGGUAUUCUGCAUUCGAAGCAUCGCUCAAGAUUUUUCCGACUUUUGGAUACCUUUUUAUCAUCAACGCAUUUACCAGUAGUACUUGUCGCAAGCUUCAUCAAGAGGCUCUCCAGACUCACGUUACAUUCCCCUCCAUCUGGCGUCGUUGCGGUUGUGCCGUGGAUCUAUAAUUUAUUGAAGAAGCACCCAACGUGUUUAUUCAUGAUCCAUCGAGAGACUAGAGGGGCUGAAGCGAAGAAAACUUUAGAGGAAGAGGGGCUCUCAGAUCCAUUCCUGAUGGAAGAGGAAGAUCCAAUGUUGACCAAUGCAAUCGACAGUAGCUUGUGGGAAAUUGUCACACUGCAAUCACAUUAUCAUCCCAACGUUGCAACACUUGCCAAAAUUAUUUCGGAACAAUUUACCAAACAUUCAUACAAUUUGGAGGAUUUCCUGGAUCACUCUUACGGAAGUAUGCUUGAAUCCGAGUUAGCGAAGGACGUGAAGAAGGUGCCAGUUGUUGAAUAUGAGAUACCCAAGAAAAUAUUCAUGAAGCAUGAUGCAGAUGCUAGCUUGGAAGAUUCCCUACUUGUGAAGUUGUGGAACUUCAGUUAG